ACUUUCGCCUCGACCACAUCGUCCUCGCUCAGAAUAGUUCUCAUUACUUGGGACCCGGUGCUGCCUGAGCAGUCGGGUGAGUACUUAUCGAAUCUAGCAGUCUAUUAUCGCCCAGCUCGUUGCCAAGUUGAUACAGAUAUACGGAGGCCACCAAUCUGCGUUCGCGUUGCUCGAGAUUCCGAAGCAGAGCCUGUUUGAGGCGCCGAAUAUCAAUCUCGGGAAUCCGUUGAAAUACAUCUCUGUACAGAAGUCAAGUGACGCCUCGCAUGACGAGCCCCUCCGGCCCUUCCUCUCGGAGAAGGCCCAAUGACGCACCCCGGCCAGCACACGACGUCUCACGCGUCCACGCCCGCACCGCGACUGCACCCGCCCAAAACUGUCCAGCGCUCGCACGUUCAUUAUGUGCUUCCCCCGACGCCACGAACGCGCCUUCUUUCGCAACACGACCGCGCUAUGUUUGCGCUGGGUGUUCGCCCUGGCCCUGAUCGCGACCUUGUAAGCGUCGGGGGGCGCGCUCGCACGGCACUAAAAGCCGCGAAGCACCGUGACGAUCAUUGCCGCCGGCCGCGCUUCUUGUACGUGCACGCAGCCCGGGACCUGUUGUCAACGUCGCAGCAGUCCCGGCGAGUCUUGUUGGGCAGCCGUGUGCGUGUGGGCCGCCCGGGUUAGAACGGGGCGUUGGCAGCGCUAUUUGCAUUCGAUCCGAGUUGCAGGCGUACGCUACCGCUGCCGGGGGACGACGAGUCUAAUUCGCGCGACAUAACGCCCGCGGCGCGGAAACAUGCGCGUCAGGCUUCCAACUUCCAAGGGAGACGAGAGUUGCUCGCGACCGGAGACAGUAGGUUCCGUCUGCUCGGCGUUCGCUCGCACCCUGUGUACAUUCUAGCCGCGGUAUUCGCCGGAGCGUGUUGUGGCCACUAGCUGCCGACUGGUUGCUUGGGAACUCCGCGGCGGGCGGGGUGAUACGUUUCCGACCCCGCGCACACCGACCGAGUCCGCCCAGGUGGUGCCAAAGGAACGAACGCUCUGGCGGCAGGUCCCGGGAAAGGCCGAAUAUGUCCUCAAGGCCUCAAGGCCUCACGGACGAUACUCGCUCGGCUUAGCCAGGAAGUCUAUCGUAGGUUUAGAGCGGGGUCGUCCCGCACGGCAGGAUGUACUUUUAGGCUCAAAUCUCCUUCGCAUUUGAUCGCAGGCGUACGCUACCGUUCCGAGGGGACGACGUGUCUACUUUGCGCGGCGUGGUACCGCCCGUGGUACGGCUUCCAAGCUCCACGAGAGUUAUUCGCGCGCACACCGGCAGACAGCACUGGCAGGUUCCUUCUGCCCGGCGUUCGUGCGAGCUUUGAAGUUUGGGUUUCUCUGGCUACGGUGUUAUCCGUGGCAGGCUGUGGCCAUUUGUUGCUGGGGCGCCCCGCGGUGGACGGGAUAUGACUCGCAGGUACCGGAGGUCUCCGGGGACGUCUCAUCGCGGAAGAUGCUUGUUCGGCUCGACCAGGAGGACUUUCCAAUGCUCAGCGGGGCCCUGCGGGGCUGACCGUACUCUCAGGUUGAAAUACAGGCGUACCAGCACCGAGGCAUGCUACCCCUAGGCCUCAUCCCCGGAGUACACUACGAAGGCGCCCUCUUCUCUGUGGAUCCACUCAGACGACGUUCGAGAGGUCGCAGGCCUCCGCACGCUGCCAACGCAUCAGUCAGAGUAUCCACCGGCAACCAUCGCUCGCGGCAUGCAAUACGGCAACUUACUUACUCCCAUAGUGCGGGGCUAUGGCCUUUCGCAAGUAGACGGUGAUUCGGAGCUCGCGAUCGCGCACGCAAAGCGCUCACCGGAGCGCUGACUGCCUUCUGCCUCCUUCUCUUAGUCGCUGCAUGGACGCUCUCCACCUCUCGGUGGGCCUGGCGGUUCUUCUCGAGGUACAGGACACGAAUCCCGGUGGUUCGGUCAAAGAUGCGCUUCAUGACCAGAGGGUGAGCGCGACAAGACAGGCUAUAGAAAGGUUUAGUAGCCUCGCCGAGUGUAUCCCACGGCGUCGCCCUCGGGUUGGAGACUUCUUGUCUGUCCUGGACGAAAUGGCAAUCAGGCGGGUGGAUGAUAGGCAUUGACCUUCCGCUGGCUGUCCAGUUGCGUGCCUUCUUCAGAGAACAUCCUCAUUCACGCCUGGAAUGGAUAAAUGUUUGCAUAUAUCAUAGCGGCAUAGACAAUCUGAUAAAGGCUGUUUCGCCGCCGUCUCAGGCCAUAGAUUACAAGCAUCUCCUCCGAAUCAAGUGUCCAACUUCCCCCAGGUCUCCUUCACCCGCCCCGGUACCCAUACCCGCACUCGCCCCCGCUUUAGAUGGCAAUAGCCCCCGCCUCGACCUCCACCCUCGGCUUCUUCCCCCUCACCGCCCGCCACGCCGCGCGCACCCUCUUCCCCGCGCACACCCUGUACAGCGCCUCCGGGCCCGCCGCGAGCCCGCGCCCAAUCCCCUCCAACAACUUCCCGAUCCCGUAGAUGACCCCGAACCCCGCCGCGACUCCCGCACCCGCCAGGACGACCGGGGGGAGCACGAUCGCAGCGAGCCCACGCAUGAUCGCGCGCACGAUGCGCCGGCCCUCCGAGCGCGGGCGGCCCCCGUCGUCCGAAGAGGAGUCGGAGGACGCGGUGCUCGCUGCCUCGGCUGAGGAUGAGAGCGGGAGGGUGGAGGUGCGGUCGGCUGUGGGCGAGGAUGCGGAGGGGCUGGGUGGGAGGAAGGUGUAUUCGGGGAGGUUGGCGGGUUCUGUGGCGGCGGCGGCGGCGGCGAUGUCUUUCUGCCACUCUUCUUCCUUCGUGAGGGUGGUCAUGUUGUUAGUGGGCGGCGGUGCGGGCCGGGCGGGGGAGUCGUCGAAUAGCAACACGGUGGGCAAUAACGUUUUCGAGCUCGUUAAUUGGCUGACCGGAACUUCUAGUGUGUAUAGGUUUCUCGGAGUUGAGCCAAGGACAGGACGGGGACUGGUGGAACUCGAGUCACUGGUGCGUAUGCCACUGCUCGACUGCGUUGCUUCCUUGUGUACUUUAUGCAGU
Messenger RNA from Trametes versicolor FP-101664 SS1, 3038 nucleotides. RefSeq lists its product as uncharacterized. NCBI's taxonomy places the organism in Eukaryota, Fungi, Basidiomycota, Agaricomycetes, Polyporales, Polyporaceae. The transcript is spliced from 7 exons. The record is from RefSeq and is a predicted model, not a curated record. The coding region runs from base 2331 to 2489 and encodes 52 amino acids.